Messenger RNA from Balaenoptera ricei (Rice's whale), 3742 nucleotides. Its product is annotated as sphingomyelin phosphodiesterase 5-like. Gene Ontology annotation, biological process: sphingomyelin metabolic process. Gene Ontology annotation, molecular function: sphingomyelin phosphodiesterase activity. The record is from RefSeq and is a predicted model, not a curated record. Gene Ontology annotation, cellular component: cytoplasm. Lineage: Eukaryota; Metazoa; Chordata; Mammalia; Artiodactyla; Balaenopteridae.
AUGCGGACCCCAGCCAAGGAGGCUCUGGAAGCACCGCUGCCUGCCAGCCUGAGGACCGCAAAUUCCGCGCGGGUGAGGAGAGGGCGGUUUCCCGGGUGGCUCCGCCUGUGCCCAUACCCCCACGCUCGCGGGGGCUCAGCGCCUUGCCGGCUCCGCGCACAAGUUGUGCCACGUGGCCCUGACCCCUGUGACUCCCCUGCAGCUCCCGGGCACGCACGAACGAGUCGACUCGCACGCUGGAAGCCAGUGAGUCGUCGGAGAGACUUGCUACCAAGAGCCCCGCGCGCCACGCCAUCCCCGCCCGACUGGCCCCCGACGCCCUGCGCCCUACGGCCCUCGCCCUUCCCGCACCCUGUGCUGCACGCUCUCCCCGGCCUGGCCCGCGCGCUACUUUUCCCGGCCUACUGGGCCCUGGACCAGCUGCUGGGCUGCUGGGCGCCGGCCGCACGCCCAAGCGACCAGAUCUGGCUGAGCGCCGCAGCGGGCGCCGGAGCGGCUCUGCUGCUGCUGCUGCUUCUUGUCGGCCCGCCUCUGGCGCUGCCGGACCUGCUGCUCUGGCUGCUGCUGCAAGCCUGGCGCCGUCCCUUCUACUACCAGCCCUCUCCGCAGUGCGGGGCGCCCCCCACGCCCUGGCGCCCCCCAGCUGAGCCCGCGCGCAGCUUCAGCUUCUUCAGCGCCAACCUGUGCCUGCUCCCCGACGGGCUGGCGCGCUUCAGCAACUUGCCGCACAGCCAGCGGCGGGCCGAGACCUUGGGCGCCGUGCUGCUCGCCGGCCUGCGGCAUUCGCCCUAUGGGGCUACCGGCUGCAGUUCGCCAGUGCAGGGGAUGCCGUGCGGGGUGCUGAUAGGCGCCAUGCCAGCGAGUCUGGGCUUCACGUGCCUGCAGGAGCUGUUCGAUCUUCGCGCAGAGCGACGCCUGGUGAGCCGCCUGGCACCCAAUCUGGGCCCGGUGUCGUACGACGUGGGCACAUUCGGCCUGCAGCCCGGGCUACACCUGAAGCUGCUGGGCAGCGGGCUGCUGCUGGCCUCGCGCUACCCGCUGCUACGCGCGGCCUUGCUCCUUCCUCACGCACGUCGCGAGGAUGCGCUGGCCUCCAAGGGACUACUUUCUGCACAGGUGCCCCUGGGCAUCCCGGACGGGCGCCGCAUCGUGGGCUUCCUGCACUCCAUACAUUUGCAUGCGCCGAGCAAGGACGGGCUCCUGCGCCGCAAACAGCUGACGCUGUUGCUGGACUGGGCCGAGCGGUCCUAGGUUGAGAGCCGCCAAAGUGACGAGGCCGUGGCCUUCAGUGUGCGCCUGGGUGACCUAAACUUCGACACCUGCUCGCUUAACCACGCGCAGGAGCCGGCGCACCAGCAGUUCAGCCGCUUCCGGGACCCCUGCCGGCUGGGGACUUGCCCGCCCUCCCCAGGAACGCGGCUGAGCACCUCCAAUCCCCGCCACUCCGUGGCCUGCUCCGCGGAGAUGCUGAGGGGAGUGGCCACCUGGGGGCCAGGCCACGCCCGGAAGGAGGGCUGCCCUGACCUUGCCGACGCCGCCACCCUCCUCAGGGCCUUGGAGCAGGGGGAAGGGCGCCGCCGGCGCCUGGACUACGUCACCUACCGGGGAGGGCCCGGGGGCAUUCUGAGCCCAGGAAAGGUGGAACAGGUGACUUUCAGCACCGCCCUGGCGGGGCUUACGGACCACCUGGCUGUGCGACUUCCAAGCCCUCCUAAGGCAGGUGCAUCCAGUUCUCAGUCCUUGGACUCUGAACUGGCCUUCUGCCUUAUUUUGACCGGAAGAGCGUGGUGGAAGUGACAGUGUUCCUGUGCGGAGCCGUGACCUUGAGAAGCCUGUCAGGGGCAGGAGUUCCGGGAGUGACCCUGUCACUCUGGAGAUUGUCACUCUGGGCUUGCAGCAGUUAUUCGUGGAGGUCUACUACUUCUUGUUCUAAGGGCCAGAAGUCCAAACUGAGUCAUUUGGGCUAAAAUCAAGAUGUCAGCCAGGACAGUGCCUUCUGGAGGAUCCGGGGGGAACCCGUUCCUUGCUGCAGCCAGCAGUCAGCGCUCCGUGGCUUGUGGCUGCAUCACUCCAAUCUGCCUCCAAGGUCACCUCUCCUCCUCCUCUGCUUCUGCAGCCGAAUACCCCUCUGCUUCUACCUUAAAAGGAUACUCAUGAUUACAUGUAGGGCCCACCUGGAUACUCUAGGACACUCUCUCCUUCUCAAGACCCUUAGCUUAAUCAUACCUGCAAAGUUCCUUUUGCCAUAGAAGGUGACAUUCACAGCCUUUGGGAAUUAGGACCUGGCUAUUCUUCAGCCUGUUACACUGGCUGGACGUGGGGCAGACUUGAAAGUGUUCCUCAGCCGCUGAUUCAUCAGCAAAGGGCAGCACGUCACCGGCUUGGGAGCUGAAGCACAGCCUUUGCCCAGCCGGUGGCUGAACCCUAAGCUCUGCGGACUCGGGUGCAACUUCUGGGCAACCAGGCUUAAGUAUAAGAAGGGGGAGGGGGCUUCCCUGGUGGCGCAGUGGUUAAGAAUCCGCCUGCCAAUGCAGGGGACACGGGUUCGAGCCCUGGUCCGGGAAGAUCCCACAUGCCGCGGAGCAACUAAGCCUGUGAGCCACGGCUACUGAGCCUGCGCUCUAGAGCCCGUGCGCCACAACUACUGAAGCCCACGUGCCUAGAGCCUGUGCUCCGCAACAAGAGAAGCCACCGCAAUGAGAAGCCCACGCAGCGCAACGAAGAGUAGCCCCCGCUCGCCGCAACUAGAGAAAGCCCGCGCGCGGCAACGAAGACCCAGCGCAGCCAAAAAUAAAUAAAUAAAUAAAUUUAUUUUUUAAAAAAAAGAAGGGAGGGGGGAGGGGGCCUGAGUAGUGACAUCAUAAGCUGCACACUGUGGAGGAACAGACUUCACAGAACUGCUGCAGACAAGCCACUGGACUAAUUAACAGCCAACAGCAACAAGCCCAAGGAGGGGCCAGCUAAACAUAACCCAGAGUUACUGCAACAGAUCAUUUAAAACGUCCAGUUUUCAGCAAAACACCCUGAGACGUGCAGAGAAACAGGACAGGGUGAUGGUUGCACAGGAGAGGGACGCAGCAGUCACUGCCCUUGAAGGGCCAGGUUUUGGAUUCGUAGACAGAGACAUCAAAGCUUCGCUUACACAAAGGCCCAUGAAAGGGGUGGCUGCAGUGGCAGGUGGUGGCAGGCCCCUCUGCCACUGCAAAUACCCCGCCGGCAGCAGCAGAGACCCACAACCUCACUCGCACCCCUUCCACCUGGAGGGGCAGUUAUUUGUUCUGCCCCAAACCAGCCCCUAUUCUGGACACGGCUUUGCCCUCCCUGACAGCUCCUCUCCCAGCACCUUCCUCCCAGGCUUGCCAAACGCCUUACCUCCCGCUGGAUGCUGCUGCACACCAAGGACCCAUCUGAGAGCCAACGGCCCAUGGCAAUGAGCUCACGACCCCGGGACUCACUGGUCUUCCCAGGUUCCCCAUCGGCCUAACAGAAUGGAGACAGUCUGUUGAAGGCCCUGCCAUGCUUCCAACUGGCUGUUGACCCCUCUUGGGAUGGGAUGCUUGCUGCUGAGAUGCAUCUGUGCUGCCUAAGGGGUCUGGGGUCUGGGGACAGAUUCACUGCGAAGUCAUGAGGCUCAGCUCGGGACUCUUCCAGACCAGGGCCCCAGCAAAGUGUUCACAGGGUCGCACAUUUUGUAAAAUUUGCAAAAGUACAUAAUUUAAUCACAGUCGGUUAAUGCUGUCUC